Molecule: messenger RNA, 2412 nt
Organism: Cladocopium goreaui
Lineage: Eukaryota; Dinophyceae; Suessiales; Symbiodiniaceae
Source: the annotation of a GenBank genome assembly
AUGGAGAAAUUGAUACCUUGGGUCCGCAAGGAGCUGCCCAAAGCUUAUGCAAAGUCGAAGGAGAUGCACAAGUCCGCUCCGUUGAGCAUUGUGAGCCAAGCCAAGUCGAGCGAAAGUGUCGGGUUUAAGGCUGGCAUUUGGUCAAGUGAGCAGUGCGACGCCUCCAUGCAUGCCAGUGGCAUCUACGAAGCAUCUGGUUUGGCGCUGUGGCUUCAGACUGGGGCAUUUGGUUCCAGCAGUCAUGAUGACCUCAAUUGGCAAAGCCUUGAAGGAUUCAAAGAGAAGUUCUUCUCAAAGAGGGUGGCUUUCAAGGCUUCAGUCACCCGGAUGCAAGGAACCAAGAAGCAAAAGAGCGAGCGCAAGCGCAUUCUAUGGCCAGUCCCAAUGAUCUGCGCCGUGGAUUCUAUCACAUCGGCUUGCCAUGAAAACUUUGACGCAUCGCUGCCAUUGAUUGGUACUGGGCAUUUUGUCCUGUGGGCAUGGUACUUGGCCACCUACGAAGCCAUCAUGCAAUCGGACAAAGAGCAUUUGGAACUCCUUUGGGAAGCUGCUUUAUCCGUGACACUGCAGCUUCGCCUGUGCCCAACCGUGAAGGACAAGAGCUUGGCAAGAAACUUUCAGUCAGAAGCCGUCAAGGCAUUGGGGCAUGCUUCUCUCAGCGACAGCUUUCUCACAUUUGCUGGAUUGGCCAGGGUCCUUGCCAUUGACAAGGUUCAAGAUGGGGUGGCUAUGGGCUUGGCAUACAAUGGAGCUGUGUACAAUGCGGCGAUUCACAAAGCUGCACUUUCUAUGGCAGCUGUUCUGGAAGAUUCAGAUCGCCAUGUGGAGCAAUCUUUGUCCAGGCUUGAGUUGCAGUAUGGCCGGGACAUUCUCAGCAGCGAGUACUCCAAGCUUUCAAAGCUCAUAGCCUAUGCCAGGUCUGUGUCACCCUCAUGGUCCAUGGUCCAAGGUCCACGGUCCAACGGUGAAAUCAUGGCUUGGAUGGUCGACAUGUUGCUCUUGGCCUUCAAAACGAAGUUGCGGCUUCCCAGCAAAGCCACCGAAGGAUGGCUGGACAAGGAUCGGAAGACCGGAAUGCCCGGCUAUUGGCAAGUUUGCGCGGUGAUUCUCCAAGUAUUUGAGUAUGCAGAGAAGUUGCUUUCCAAACUCCCCGAGCCAGAGCUUCAGAAGGCAAAAGCUGUGCUGGAAGAUUUGCUAUCACCGCUACGUUGUUGGGAGAAAUUCCUGCAGCCAGAUGAGAAAGCCUUGGCUGAUACUGGGUUCUUGCAUGAAGACGAUCUGGAAGAGGAAGGUGCCUGUGCCGUAGUGGUUCCAUCAGGGCCUUUGGCUGCCAUCAAGGAGAUCUUCAACAAGGCCACCGGUCAGCUGUUCGACCUUGUCUUGGAGCUUGUUUCAGGUAAGCAUUACUCCGAUUGCCAAGAACUUGCCAGCCAAGCAGGAGGAUUGAUCAAAGCAUUGCAAGAUACAGAGCAAGAUCUUGAGUUUCUGAAGCAGCUGCGCCUAGUUACGGAGCUUGUUGGUGGUAGCCAAUCCAAGUCUGUGACGGCAAGCACUGCGGCUCCGACCCCAAGCUUGCUGAUGCAGUUGACUUCCACAGGCCAGGUCAAUGCAGAGGCAGAUGCAGAACGGGAAAGGCAUUGGAAAAUUGUACAGUCAGAGAGGCGAAAAUUUGUGAGUUUUGGCUUGCCUAAGAGUUGGACAAAAGAAUCUCUUCUGUCGUCUUUCCGCGCUUGCGGAAAAGUAUUCUCCUUUGCUGGCCAACUCAACACCAGUCACAGACUUCUGUGCGCAUCGGCCGACCUCAUGACCGAGCAAGGUGAUGAACCUUGGGUGGCGCCCUCCGUCCCUCCAGCACCGCUGUGGAAAGAAGUCCUUGCCUUCAUGACCAGCAGCGCUACUGGAGCAGCUGAUUUUGUGAUGGCCUUUGAUGGCCGCAUGCGUGAGGAAGAUGAUGUGCUCAGCCAGGCCCAUGCCUGCGAGGCGACCAUUGUCUACACAGGAGGAUGCCCGCCCAGGGCCGGAAGGAGCCGCAGGGUGCCUCUGUCUGGCCGCAAGGUGGAAACUGUGGCCAUCAGAUGCCCUGUGCAGAGAACGCGUAUCAAAGCAACGAAAAAAGAGACAUUCACAGCUUGCGGGGAAGAGAGCACAUACCAAGGCACCUACACAGGCGUGGCAUUCAGGGCCUCCCUGGAGAUUCCAUUGAUUUCUUUGGGGGAGAAGUCGAAGGUCAUGGACCCCAACAGUGUGUUGUCUCUUCCCAGGGCUCCAGAGGAUUGGGUUGAGCGCAAUGGAGAAGAUUGCCCUUUGUUUUGGGGUGAGUCGAAGCCGAUCGCCUUAUGGUGCGCGAUCUUAGAUGAGUGGAAAGUGCAAGCCGUUCUUGAUUGCAGCCCUGGAAGCGGUGCUCUCAUGGAA